Molecule: messenger RNA, 4934 nt
Organism: Rhopalosiphum padi (bird cherry-oat aphid)
Lineage: Eukaryota; Metazoa; Arthropoda; Insecta; Hemiptera; Aphididae
Product: biorientation of chromosomes in cell division protein 1-like 1
Exons: 8
Coding region: 235-3756 (1173 amino acids)
Source: RefSeq, a predicted model, not a curated record
UUCAAUAUCAUAAUAUAUAAUAGAAAAAUAAUAAUUAUUAGUCUUAGACUGUGUUAUGUGUACUAUUUUAAAUUUUAAUAUUUAUUAUUAUUUUCAUUAAUAAAUCACACAAUCAUUUACUUUUAAGAAAUGUUUCAAAUUAGUGGUAGCCGGUAGGACGUAGAAUGUCCAUCAACUUAGUGUAUUGUUAGUUGAACAUCAAUAAAACAACGUUCAUAAGUUUAUGGUUCUACGAUGGAGCAGAAAAAUGAUAUGUUAGGUGUCGAAGAUAUUGUGUUUAUGCUACUUGAAACAUUGAAGUCUAAUGGCACAUUCGAUGAAAUCCGUAGGCAUUGUGUUACUGAUAUUGAUGCUAAGCCGACUUACCAAAAUUGGAAACAGCGAAUAGAAUCAAAUGUCAACAAAUUUUUAAGCAAAGUAAAAUAUACUCCCGAAUUAAAUAAAAACACUGUUCGAGAACGACUUCGAAAACAUUUACUUGAUGGACGUGAGACUCAAGAUAUUGAAGAAGGAGCUGAUAGAAUACUUACUCAAGUACUUGCGCCUCGUACACUAAGUAUUUUUGAACCUAAAAUAGCAAUUGCUGUUGAUGAAUACUUGGGAAUCAAAAAUGAGGCGCCUCCAAUUGAAAUUAAUGGUUUAAAAGAAUCUAGUAUGAAUUCAAUAAAUGUAUCUAACAUUGAAAAUAGUAAUGUUUUCAAUCCCAAAAUAGAUUUUAUCCCAGGUGCUGAUAACAUACCUUGUGAUAAAACACAAAAAGAUGACAGAAAGGACUUAAGAUCAGACAAAAAAGAAAAAUCUUCUAGUCUUUGUAAAGAGCCUAAAUCAUUGAAUGGUAAUCGAACUGAUGAUGAAAAUGAUACCGGUGGAUCUUUAAAACAAAAAAGUAGUCAACACAAGAAUAAAACUUCUUUAUCUGAAAAGUCUAAGUCUUCAUCUACUAAUCAUAAAAGUAAUAAAAAAGAUAAUAGUUGUAAAGAAGUUGUAGAUAAAUCUAAAGAUAUAGUUGAUAAGUCUAAAGAUAUAGUUGACAAAUCUAAAGAUGUCAUUAAUAAACCUAAUGAUAUUGUUAAUAAGCCUAAAGAUAUUAUAGACAAAUCUAAAGAGGUAGUUAAUAAAUCUAAAGAUGUUAGUAAGCUUAAAGAUAUUGUUGAGAAAUCUAAAGAUGUUAGUAAGCCUAAAGAUAUUGUUGAUAAAACUAAAGAUGUUAGUAAGCCUAAAGAUAUUGUUGACAAAUCUAAAGAUAUUAUUAAUAAGUCCAAAGAUGUUAAUGACAAAUCUAAAGAUAUUGUUUGUAAGGCUAAAGACAUGGUUGAUAAGUCUAAGGACAAAUUUUUGUCAAAGAAUUCUAAUUCUAAUAGUUCAAGUCAUAAAAGUAACCGAACAGAUUCAAAAAGAACUAAACGUUCUCUUGAAGAGAAAAAAAAAUCGUCUAGUCUUUGUAAAGAGCCUAAAUUAUUGAAUGGUAACCGAAGUGAUGAUGAAAGUAAUGCAGGAGGAUCUUCAAAACAAAAAAGUACUGUACACAAAAAUAAAAGUUCUUCAUCUGACAAGAGUAAAUCAUCAUCCAGUAAUCAUAAAAGUAGUAGAAAAGAUAAUACUAGUACCGAUGUUGUUGAUAAGUCUAAAGAUAAAUCUUUGUCAAAGAAUUCUACUUGUACUGAUGUUGACAAGUCUAAAAACAGAUCUUUGUCAAAGAAUUCUAAUAAAACUGUUGAUAAAUUUAAAGAUAAAUCUUUGUCAAAGAAUUCUAGUAGUACUGAUAUUGAUAAAUCUAAAGACAAGUCUUUGUCAAAGAAUUCUAAUAAAACUGUUGAUAAAUUUAAAGACAAAUCUUUGUCAAAGAAUUCUAGUAGUUCUACCAUUAAUAAAUCUAAAGACAAAUCGUCAUCAAAGAUUUCUUAUAGAACUGUGGAUAAAUCUAAAGACAAAUCUUUGUCAAAAAAUUCUAGUAGUACUGACAUUGAUAAGUCUAAAAAUAAAUCUUUGGUAAAGAAUUCUACUUGCUCAAGUCAUAAAAGUAACCGUGAUGACUCUAAAAGGCUUAAACUUUCUCAACCGGAAAAAAAUAAAUUACCUAUCAAUAAUGAAAGUGUUGAAGAAAAUAAAUCCGAAAAACCAGAAGAACCUGAAUGGAAUGAUUUUCGAAGUGCUAAUAUAACAAAUGACGAACAAGAUGCAGCAAAUGUUUUAUUAUCAAUGAGUGCAAUUUCUUAUGAAAGUUCUCAUAGUGAAAUUAUAACAGAAAAUAUAAUUUUUAUAGAAAAUUCUUCUCCUAUUUCUGAAACCUUAAAAACACCUAAAAUAGAAAAUGAAUUAGAUGUUAAAGAAAAUGAAUUAGAUGUCAAAGAAAAUGAAUUAGAUGUUAAAGAAAAUGAAUUAGAUGUCAAAGAAAAUGAAUUAGUUAUUAAAGAAAAUGAAUUAGAUGUUAAAGAAAAUGUUGAUCAAAAGACAAUUUUACUAUCUAGUGAUAAUGAUGAUAUUAAAGAAAAUUCUCAAUUAAAAUCAAAUAAUUUAGAAACAUCACAAUUACUAAAUACUGUAAAAAGUGUAUCAAGCAUUGUUGGCCAUUUGUUUGAGAAAGUGUGUUCUGUUGAUAUUGAAAGGUUACCAUGUAAAGAUAUAAAAUUACAAUGUAAGUCUGUAAAUAAUGUUGAAAUACCCGAAGAACACCAAAAACCAGCUGAAAUAAAAGUAAAUGAAAAAGAAUUAAAAAUAUUAAAUGUUGAAAACAAUUUGGAUCCAAGUGAAAAUGAAAAAAUUAAUGAAUUUAAUUCUAAUGAUAUUUUAAAAGUACCAAAACUAAAAUUAAAACUAUUACCAAAUCAAAUUGAUUCUUUAAAUAAAUGUAAGAGAAAAAAACAUCAUAAAGAUAAAGAACAUAAAAAAUUGAAACUUUCAAAAUCAUUUGAUAUUCCUAAUGAAGUUAAUGUACCUGUUAUUGAUAAUGUAUCAUCAUCAAAUAUAAUGUGUGAAAAAUUAGAACAAAAAUCUAACAAUGAUACGGACGUCAAAAUUAAUGAUUCGGCAAGUACCUUAUCCAAACAACUAUUAUAUGAGGAAAUAGAAAAUAAUAGUGUAGAAGUAUUGGAUGAUGACAAAUCACAUUACUCCUUCAAAGGAUUUUCUGAAGCAGAAGCUAUUCCAUGUAAAAACUAUGAACUACUAAAAAAUGUGAUUAAAACCUUACAAGCAAAGAUUAAUAAUCAUGAUGUAAUUAAUGAUGGAUUCAAAGGUUUUACCAGUGCAGAAACUCAUCCGUGUAAACAUCGAGAUAAAGUUUAUGCAGAGCUUAUCAAGUUGAAAGAUAGUAAAUCUAGUUCAGACUUUAUUGGAUUCUCUGAAGAAGAUGCUCAAAUGAGUAUUGGACAUAAAUAUGCUAUAAAACAGCUCGAACUUGCCAAAAAACAAAGCAAUGUAGAUAAUAAUCAACAAAAUGUUACGUGUGGUGGAAAUGGAAUCCAGAAUGGAAAAUCUUUUAAUGAAGUUAUGGCAGCAUAUUUGUAUAAAAGUAACAGUGAUAAUGUUACAACACCAAAAGAGAUCUACAGUAAACCAAUUACUGAUACUAAAAAAGAUUGUCCUACUGUAAAUAAUAAUAAUCACAAUCAUAACAAUUGGGUUGUUGAACAAGAAAUGAAAUAUAAACUUUUACCCGUAAAAGUAAAACUUGAAAGAUUAAUGGAGUAUGGAUGUAAUAAUGCUAAGCGUGUGUCUGACUUCACAGGUACCCAUAUAAUUAACAAUAAAAAAUAAUAUUUAUAACAAGAAUCAUGUCUUCAAUUUUUUCUUCAAAAAUAUUUGAAAAUAAGGGUCAGAAAGAAGUAUACUUAUUUAAUAGAUAUGGUCAACAAACAGAACCCUGAACCUAUUUAACAUAUGAUUGUGUGAUUGUUCCUUACCUUUUUACUACAAUCAAUAAGAGUAAUAAACAAUUUGUUGAAAAUGUUAUAAGUAUAAAUCUAAAUUUUAAUGAAAUAGUAUAUUUAAUAAUUAAAUUAAAACAUGAUGAAUAUAUGAAAUAUUUUAUGCCUUCUCACUCUUUGUUUACUUAUUUAAUUUGAUUUGUUGUACAAUUUAAUAUACUGCAAACAUUGUAUAUCAUUACAUAAUAAAAUAUUUCUUUAAUUUUUGUUAACUUAUUUAAUAAUUUUUUUUUUAAAUUUUAUUAUAUUGUAAAAAUGUUUAAUUGUAUUUAUUAUUAUAUUGAAUUUUACACUAUCUGAUUACAUCUAAUUAAAUUAAAUCAUAAUAAAAUAAAAUGAUUAUUACAUCAAAUGAAAAUUAAUUGUGUAUACUGUUCUCUUUAAUCUUUUUCUUUAUGUUAAUAUUACACUAGAUAAAUAAGUAUAUUAUGAACAACUUUAAUUUUUUUGAAUUAUUUAAUAAUUCCUUAAUGAUAAAUUACAUUAAAUAUAAGUCAACAAUUAACUAUUAAAUGCAAAUAUUCAGUAAAUAUCAAGUACUUUAAAAUAAAUAUGUACACUGCCUUUUAAUAAUAGCUAUUGUUUUGUAAUAUAAUUGGAUUCUCUACAAUAAUUUUAUUGUUCUAAUCAUUUUGAUUAUAUAAUUUAUCGUAGUAAAUUAUGCUAAUUAGUAAUUUUUACUCAUUUUUUUAUACUCACCUAUGUAUAUAUGUAACAUGUAAUAUAUAAUAUUAUGUAAAUAUUUAUAAAUUGUCAAUUUAUUUAUUUAUUUUGAAAUAAAAUGUAUGGUUAAAUGGUGUUUGUACAUAUUAUAUAAUAUGUAUUUACUAUCGCUUUAAUAUUUAUACAUUUUGUUAAAUUUGUAUCGUUACAAUAUAGUUUACUUUUUUUUUACUCUUAAUAUUUUGUUAUUUAAGUUAAUUUUUUCUUAUCAUAUUAUUUAUUAAACUAUAUUGUUAUGGAAUUAAUUUUCUUUUCUCUUUAAAAUAUAAAAUAACAAUACCAUUA